UUCAUCCCUUUUUCUUCUUAACAAAAUAAAUGGUGUGUUUUCAACACCUUUCUUCUCCUUCUCAUGUGCAUCCUUUCUUCUUCUUUGUUUAAUAAUCAAUCCUAGUGAAGAAUUUUUAUUCCAAGAAUGCAUACUCAUAACUCUCUCAAGAAAGAAUUCUUCAAGAAAUGGAUAACAAGCCUUCAAAUAUGCAGCUCCUCAAAAGAGAACAUGAACUUGUUGGAAAGGAAGAAAGCCAUAAAACUAUCAGCCGACCUAGCCAUGGCUUCCACUCGAAAUGGUAAACGAUAUUGGAGUCGUGCCCUCAUCACCAAGGCUUCUAAAGAUAGAGAAACCGGAAAUUUAGCUAAGCAAAUCUUGGGUGACAAAACAACUCAUAAGUGUUUUUCACAAGAUGACCUCAAUGCAACAACAUUCACAACAACAACAACAACAACAACAAAGCCUAAAUUGCGAACAAUUUUUGUUCAAAGCAAUAACAAGAAGCCUACUUCUUCAAGGAACAUACGCAAGUUUAGGAAAUGUGAUCCAAAGAAAUGUGGUGUGUCAAAUAGUUAUAAGGUGAAAAAAGCUAGGGCAAUGGCAAAGAGAUUGGUUGAGAAAAGAACACAAAUACUAAAAGGGUUAAUUCCUGGGGGAGAAUACAUGGAUGAAUUCUCUUUGGUCAAGGAAACACUUGACUAUGUUGUCUCACUUCGAGCUCAAGUUGAUGUGAUGCAAUAUCUUGCUAAUUCUCCUCAACUCUUCAUUCAAAUUUAGAAAA
Chenopodium quinoa (quinoa) is the source of this 763-nucleotide messenger RNA. RefSeq names its product transcription factor IBH1-like 1. Gene Ontology annotation, biological process: regulation of DNA-templated transcription. Lineage: Eukaryota; Viridiplantae; Streptophyta; Magnoliopsida; Caryophyllales; Amaranthaceae. The record is from RefSeq and is a predicted model, not a curated record. The transcript has 2 exons. Bases 127 to 759 code for a protein of 210 amino acids.